ACACAAUCUUACUACUCGCUCGCUAUGGGAAUCCAGGCAAAAUACGUGCUGCUGAUCGCACUCGCGGUGCUGGUGCUGCUACCCGCAAAGGCGCAUGCUUUUGGCGCGGGCAACAUCGCCUCGAUCUCCGCGGUUGAAGGAAAGAACUGGCGCCAUGGAGAUAUCGAGGACAUGCUCGCUACGGUCGCGUGCUUGAAAGGUCACAAGUGGAAGUCUAUGAUGAUCAAGCGCGUGUACUUUGGCAACUGGCUCCGAGACUACUCGCAGGCUGUAGAUACCGCAACUCUGAGCAAAGUUCAAGGUGACACCAUUCGCGUCCUUGUGUGGAUCCUGUCCUUUAUGUCAUUCGGAUAUGCGACUGGCGAGUUUGAGGUUACCGCCGACCGACUUGGUGUCUACAGGCCAGAAGAGCACAUUGACAACCCGAAAGACUAUGCCGACAACCAGGAUGCCAGGAAGUUCGAUCCUCGUCUGCGCGGACCCGUUACAGAUAUCGAGCUUGCUGUCGACCCGGAAACUGGAAUGAAGAACUAUAUCGCUAAUGAGAGAGGCAACUGGGCCACUUCAGCAGGCUACGUCAAGUUUUCUUUCUCUCGAGCAAUCCACUACGGCCGCAUGUAUACUCAUGGACCAGACGGAGAGCGCGGAAACGAAGCAAAUCUUGCGGAAGCACUACGGUGUCUCGGACAAGGCCUCCAUUGCCUGGAAGAUUUCGGCGCUCACACCAACUACACCGAGCUUGCAUUACGAGAACUAGGAUACUCAAGCGUGUUCGCGCAUACAGGAACCCAGACCCAAAUCAACCUCCACGGCAAACACGUGUACCCUCUCGUGACCGGAACCUUUGGAGGUGUUGAUUUCUUCCAUUCUGUGCUAGGUGAAGCGACGGACCACAUCACGCAAUCUGAGGUCGAUGAGAUGAACACCACGUUGUCAGACGCUUUGACAAGUAAUACCAAAGGCAGCGGAGGCAGCUGCUCGGCUCUUACAGAUGUCCUAGGGAAGGUUCCUGGGACCAGUGGGUUGAUCAAAGAAGCUCAGCAGCUUCAGGCACAGUCUGAUGCGCAAGCUGCCGCCAUCUCAGGACACGGAUACCGAAGCGGGGGUUAUGAUGACUACAGCAGUUCAAGAGCUGGCGGUCCUGGCCAAGGCGCCCCAACUUUCGAUGCGCCUCCUGGGUCUGUCGGUGGACCACCAGGACCUAACAUACCAGGCACAAACACUGACCCAGCGACCAUCAUCCCUAAGAUUUACCCAAUCCUGGAGUUCCGAGACAAGGUGGUGAGGAACAUCUCCGCGAUCAUCGAGAAGAUCCCUGGUCUGGAGAAGCUCAUUGAGACGAUUACCGAGCGCGUCACCCUUUUUGUGCUAUCCCUGCUGGCUCCAUUCGUCAUGCCAAUCAUCAAGCAGGCGUCCGAGUCUCUCAAGCAAGGCUCCUCCACCGUUAUCGAUUCGGCGGCUAAGCACCAGUUCGAAGUCUGGACAAACCCGCACUCCUCUGACCCCACCCACAGCAUGCUCUCCAAGGACCACUUCUCCAACGUCCUCAACGCACCCGCCGGCCAAAUCGCAGUCGCGAUCCUGCAGUUCGUCGCACCUCGCGUGGUCUACGCCUUCGACCACCCUGACGUACCCGUCGACCAGGUCCUCAACGACUGCAUGCAGGUCUUCCACCACCCUGCCAUCCGCAACCACAACAGCGAGAUCCACAGGAACAUGUUCUCCGUUGUCGAGAAGUGGGCACAGAGCCACCGCGGCGGUGACCUCAACCACAUCCUCAGCUCGGAGAGCGUCCGCGCCGGCAAGAACCACAGCGGCGGCAACGACCACUCGCACGGCGCCGGCCACGGCGCCGCGGGCGUCUCGUCGUUCACGAGCCACGGCCAUGGAGGCGGGCACGCACAGCAGCAGUCACACUCCAGCGGCUACGGCCAACAGUCGCACGCGAGCUCCAGCAGCGGCGGAGGCCUCCUCGGCAGCCUUGCGGGCAACCUCCCUGGCGGCCUGGCCAACAAGCUCAGCCCCGCGCUCAACAUGUUCGGCGGAAGUGGGAAGCGCGAAGUUGACGACUUCGACGCCUCCGCACCGCAGUCUUCGUACGACCAUUCCCAGUCGGCGUACCAGCCGUCUCCCUCGCCAGGCCCCACGCACGACUGGGGCUCGUUCCAGCCGUACCAGUCGUCCUACGCGGGCGGCCAGUCCCACGGCGUGCCAGAGUACAACGGCGCGCCGCCCGGCGGCGAUGUCGGUGGCUGGGGUGCUCAAGGACAGUAUCAUGGGGGCCAGGGCGCGGAGCCGAGUUAUACGGUGCCGACGGCGUACCAGCAGGGAUAUGAGGGGUAUGAUGCGCCACAGCAGCAGGGUGGGUAUGGAGGGGCGUAUGGGCAGCAUGAUCAGGGGCAGAGCGAGGGCGGGGGCAGGCAGUGGGGUGCUGGCGGCGGGAAUAAUUUAUACUAGACCCUAGGUGAUGUACGGGGUGGAGUCUGGCCAAGGUUGGGGUUGGUGCUGGGCGGGAAUAGAGGGCAAGGAAGUAUUCUCA
Messenger RNA from Paraphaeosphaeria sporulosa, 2539 nucleotides. RefSeq names its product Het-C-domain-containing protein. The record is from RefSeq and is a predicted model, not a curated record. Bases 25 to 2457 code for a protein of 810 amino acids. The transcript has 5 exons. NCBI's taxonomy places the organism in Eukaryota, Fungi, Ascomycota, Dothideomycetes, Pleosporales, Didymosphaeriaceae.